Messenger RNA from Acipenser ruthenus (sterlet), 3467 nucleotides. It is a transcript of the gene mpp3a, whose product is annotated as MAGUK p55 scaffold protein 3a. Lineage: Eukaryota; Metazoa; Chordata; Actinopteri; Acipenseriformes; Acipenseridae. Gene Ontology annotation, cellular component: cell-cell junction; plasma membrane. Bases 453 to 2228 code for a protein of 591 amino acids. The record is from RefSeq and is a predicted model, not a curated record. Gene Ontology annotation, molecular function: protein binding. The transcript has 20 exons.
AAUGUGUUUCUUUCUUGCCUUAUGCAGCUUUGCAUCCUCUGUUAUUCCAAAUGACUUUGCCUCUUCCAGUAAAUGUGAUUAACUAAGGAGGAGGAGGGGAGCUGCAUUUGGCAAUCUAGGGAAGGCAGACGAAUUGACGAAUUGCUUUGCAUGUGGUACAGUACAUCCUGGUCACAAGCUCCAGUUAUCAGCUCCAACACGUUAGAAAAUUGUUCAGUUGGAUGCAGGGAAGCUGAGAGCACAGAGGCAGAGGAAAAAAUUAGCAGGGGAAAAUUUUACCAGCUGCUGUCUGAAGGUAGUGGAUGCUAUACAGUGCUGAGAAGGAAGGCAAUGAAUGUUGCAUGUCGAGCCAUCUAUUGCUAUUGAAGAACAGAAUUGCGACGUCGUCUUGGAAACCGAAAGCAAGAAUCCAGACAGCACAUUGUUCUUAGUGGUCUCACCCAAGCAAAUCAAUGAAAGAAGCCAUGCCUGUCCUGUCAGCCGGCACAGGAUUGCAUGAAACUUUGGCGCUGUUGACAUCACAGCUCCGGCCAGAUGCAAACCAUAAAGAAGAUCUAGGCUUCCUCAAAGAUGUCUUCAGUGAGAAGAGCUUGACUUAUCUCAUGAAAAUUCAUGAGAAGCUCCAGCAGUAUGAACGUCAGAGCCCCACCCCCAUCCUCCACACCGCACACUCCCUAGCGGAGGAUGUGGCUGAAGAACUUCAGAGUGGGCCUAUGGGCAAUGAUGAGAAGGAACUGUUUCAGCUGUUAAAUGCUCCACAUCUCAAGGCUGUUCUCACAGUCCAUGACACAGUCGCUCAGAAGAAUUUUGACCCGGUCCUCCCUCCUCUCCCAGAGGACUUUGAGGAUGAGCUGGAGGAGGAGUCGGUGAAGAUUGUCCGUCUCGUCAAGAACAAGGAGCCUCUGGGAGCCACAAUAAGGAGGGAUGAGACCACAGGCGCAGUCAUUGUUGCGAGGAUCAUGCGGGGUGGAGCAGCUGAUCGCAGUGGUCUGGUUCAUGUUGGAGAUGAAUUCAGAGAAGUCAAUGGAAUUCUAAUCGUCCACAAGAGGCCAGAUGAAAUCAGUCAAAUCUUGUCUCAGUCUCAGGGCUCGAUAACAUUGAAAAUAAUCCCAGCAAUAAAAGAGGAGGACCGUCUGAAGGAGAGCAAGGUGCACAUGCGCGCUUUGUUUGAUUACAUCCCUGCGGAGGACAAAGCCACGCCCUGCCAGGAGGCCGGCCUGCCCUUCAAGAAGGGUGACAUCCUGCAGGUAGUCAGUCAGGAUGACCCCACCUGGUGGCAGGCCAAGAGAGUUGGGGACAGCAACCUACGAGCUGGGCUCAUACCUUCAAAGCAGUUCCAGGAAAGGCGUUUUAUUUACAGAAUAAAAAUGGGCACUCUGCCAAACCCCAAAUCUCCAAAACAUCCACUUUAUGACCAAGCUUGUGACAAAGAAGACUGUGACUGUGAGAGCUAUUUCAAUGGACAGUAUAUAGCUGGUCUGCGCAGAAGUUUUCGUCUGAGCAGAAAGGAGCGACAGAACACUCAAAACGAGGCCAAGCAGGCAGAGCCAAGUGAACCGGAGUUGCUGACCUAUGAAGAGGUCACAAGGUACCAGCAGAGGCCUAAUGAACGUCCCCGGCUUGUCCUCCUGAUUGGUUCUUUGGGAGCAAGGAUCAAUGAACUGAAACAGAAGGUGAUUGCUGAGAACCCUCAACACUACGGUGUAGCAGUGCCACAUACAACAAGAUCCAAAAAAAGUCACGAGAAAGAGGGGGUAGAAUAUCACUUUGUCUCCAAGCAGACGUUUGAAGCUGACACUCAAAAUAACAAAUUUGUCGAGUAUGGAGACUACAAAGAAAACCAGUAUGGGAUGAGCCUACAGGCUAUACGUUCAGUUCUCAGCAAAAACAAGAUGUGUUUGGUGGAUGUGCAGCCUGAGGCAAUAAAAAGCUUGCGAACAGCAGAAUUCAAGCCCUAUGUGAUCUUUGUGAAGCCUCGAGUACCAGAGGGCCAUCGGAGACGAAGUGCGGCCACUUCCUCCGGUACAGGAGAGCACGUCCGAUCAGUGGAUGAAGAGUACCAGGAAAUGCGUCAGUCGGCAGCUCUUAUUGAGAAGCAGUACGGUCACCUUGUGGAUAAAGUGCUGGUGAAAGACAACUCCCAGAGUGCCUGCUCUGAAUUGAAGAACAUCUUGGAGAGACUGGAGAGAGAGCCCUUCUGGGUCCCAUGCAGCUGGGUCAGGACCUAGUCAACACACCCGUUUUGUAUAGAAGCCAAUUAGGUGUUUUUCAUUUUAAACCUCAGAAUGGAAGCUGAACUGUACACGUGUUACUGGAUAUACAGUGCCAAUCCAAACAAAAAUACAGUGCCAGUCCUAAUACUGUGGCAGAAACGAUAUUGAAGUUGGUGUAAACUUACAGACUAACAGGGCAGCCUGCCUGCUAUGCAUUCAUGAUCCUGGAUCAACAGCUGGAGCCACUUUUGACUGUUCAAAGAUGCCUGUGAUCUUGGCUCAGUUUAUAUCACAACUGAGGGUUUGAAGAAUACGUUGCUUCAGAUUUCUUUUUUGUUUUACUGUUGUUGCCUUUUUUGAAGUUUGCAAUAAUUCUUAAUGGUUCUUAUCAGUUAAAAUGCUUUUACUAGGAGUUCAGGAGCUGCUCUUCAGUUGCAGUUGCCUGCAGUAGACGUAUGUAAUGUAGGCUAGAUCAGCCAAAGCGUCUUUAUACCAUUUAGUGCGUAGCAGUGUAAAGUUCAUUUGAUGGCACGGGUUACUCCUGCACUGAGACACAGACUUAAUUUAAAAAAUCACAGUAUUUGAGUUAUUAUAGAGAGCCACUCUGAAUUAUUGCAAACAUCAUAAGAGUUAGGGUACAGUAAAAAGAAAUGAAAUUGUAAGCUAGUGAUCUAUUUUUCAAACAAAUACAAAUUAGUAUUACAUCUGUCAUGUUCACUUAAAUAUUAUCUGUUUACAUUUUUAAUAUUUAAUAUAAUUUUCAACCCUUAUUAAGCUAAUAUUUACUGAAGCACCCUUCAUUAAUCUAUCCAUAUGUUUCAAGGUGUAUGGGGCACUGUACAGUACCUUAAAGUCUUUAUUCAAUUUUUGUUUGUCGCAUAUAUGCACUAUGUUAGGUCUAGGCUAUGGGUGAGCUGAGUUUCUGCUAAAAUGUUUAAUUUUAAUUUGGACUCCGAACAGUAAUUUGUAAUAGGAUUUAGCUGGGGAAACAAGUGACCAGGAGUAACCGCAUCUCCUGCACUUCUUUCCACUUUGUAGCUUUAUAAUAAGAACAAUAAUGAAUAAAUGCAAAUUAAACUGCCUCAGAAUGCUGCUGCAUUGAGCUGUUCUGUUCAAUCUAGUCACUCCAUCCUCCGAGUCACCCUGCAGGGCUCACACACUGGUAACAAUUAUUCUACCUGUGCAGUCUAUGUACUGGUUUAGGCAAUAUGGUCAAAAUUAGUUAAAGCUUUACCAACAAUACCGGUAGAUUUU